AUGAAUUUAGGAAUGGAAAUGUUUUGGGUAUGUGGCAACAAUCCAUUCUUGCUAGGACACCUCGCCACCAACAUGUUGGCAUACACUCAAUACAAUCUCUUCUUCGCUGCAUCAAAUGGCAGGCAAUUCUACACAUGGCUUGAACUAGUAAACUCCGGAAACCUGGAUAUGCUUGAUCGCAUGUGUGGAACAAAACGUGGACCAAAAUACAAAAGAGGUUCUGAUGGUUCAGUUUCUGUAAACAAGCGACGCAGAAGAAGGGAUGACCCAGAUCUCAGUGCCGACGGUGUCUUUCUAUGUAACCUAUUAGAGAUUCUACUCAUAUCCAUUGAUGCUUCCAUAGACGACAUGGGUCAGCUUCUCAGCCAACAUGGUGUGCCAUAUGAACACCACAUAGGACCCGUUGCAAACGGUAGACGUAUGCAGGCCGUACUCUGUUCUAAUCCAAAGGAUCCUGCUAUCUCCGUCAGAUGUGACUUCAGGUCAAGCACCCUCAACACUACGAAGCUAUUUGAAGGUAAAUCCAAAGACGAAGGUAAGGAAUUAUGGGCGCGACUUCAGGAAGCAUUCGAUUUCUUCAAGCUCCUGAGUGAUGUUACCAUCGAUGGUGAACAACGAGCAACAUGGAUGCAAAUGAUUUCUGACCCUAGAAAGUAUACCAACAUAUUCGAAUAUGCAAUCAAAUAUGACAAUAGGAUGUUCGCGGGAAAACGCAAAUCAUGGAUGUCGGAUUAUAGGAAUACCGAGAGGAAAGCAUCGCCCGGUUUAGAUAGAACACACGUCGAUUUACAUACCGCAUUAUCUAUGCUAGAUCAGAAAAACGCCAGCAAUUCAAAAAAGCCACAUCCCCUUAAGAGGGCAUUUUUAUACAUGUCCGCUUCGGGAAUCAAGCCAUGGAUCGUUGGAAAUCUGGAGGCUCUUCAGCAGCGGUUUGGUUUUUCACCAUCUGCUUUAAUGGCUGGAAAUUUGGCUCCCUACUUCAGGCAGGUUGCACAAAGCAGCAGUUCGGCUCUGGGUCACAUCGUAUUGUACCAUAUGUUGACAUCUUCGAACCCCGCAUAUGAAUUCAUGACUGAUAUCAACAGUUUUAGGGGUGGCAACCUUUUGUACAAUAUAGUUGAAUCGUCGAACAUGUUCAUCCCAGCCAGCCUCAAGCGAGGAAUCAAGUGGAUGCUCAAGGGUGGUCUUGCCAAAGAAUACAGACGAGAAAGGGCUAAACAUGCGUUACUGCAAUUGCUACCGGUAGAGUUGUUGAGAAAGGCCAUUAGCGCUAUUACAUUUGUCACACAUUCGCUUGCCGAUAUGCAAAUAAACCAAAACGCGCCGAUUUGGGGUCGUGGUAUGUUGUCCGAUAAAGAAAGAACCAAAAAACAUUUCGUCAAUGGUGGAUAUGUGAAUCGCAUUGAUAGUGUUAUCAAGGAGUGGUCUGAUGAAGGCUAUACAGAAACCAUUGACAAGAAGGUCAAACAAGGUGAGGAUCUUAGCAGUGAAGAUUUAAAGAAUGCAAACAUGCAUAACAUCGUACAUACAGAGUCACUAAGAUGGGAGAAACAUCUCAAUUCCAUUAUAUUGGAGGGAUAUAACAACUUUUUAGAAAUACCCUCUAUCAAGCUUCUUGAUGGUAAACACUCACUUGUCUAUGAGGUUGUUAAGGACAGUAGGGAUAACCUUGAACAGAAUCUCAACGACACUAUCUUUUUCGGUCGUGUUGUAAACCCACCUGUUUACAACAACAAAUGGAAACGUGCUUUCCAAAGGGCUGCUAAAGUGACAAAGGUUUUGUUCAACAGAUCGCUGCAGAAUGUUGAGCACGCAGUUUGGUUUGGAGUUAAGUUGAAUUAUCAACACAUUGUCGAAGUAGUUGAGGAGCUCAACAAGAUCUCGAACGUCAUGUCAUCCAUGGAAUCAUACAAUUUACAGGAGGCCUUUGGGCAUAUUAUCGAUGAUGCUGUAGCAGUUGUGUCUAACGAUGCAUUCAGGCGACCUUCGGGUACCCAGGAAAAUUUGGGUAUACCUGGUAUCAACCCAUUAUAUACCAGGAUGUCGCCGGAUGAAAGGAAAGUUGAAUUCCAACAGGGUAUGUGCGGCCAACACUGCGGUGCCAUAUGGAAAGCACUCUUGGCCUUCACUAUGAACGCUUUGCGCAGCCCAGCUUCGAUCAAAACAUUCGAAAAAACGCUUAGCCAGAACAACUCGAUCAAAGAUAUGGAAAAACCCGAAUUCGUCAACUCCGUCAGGUUUAUCCUCAAGGGUGAUGCCAUGUUACACAUGUACGACAGCAUGUUGCCGAAGAAAAUGAAACGUGAACUCAGGGCAAUUAAAUAUGGCAAGGCGUUUUACUUUGCGAACGUUAUGAAAAUGGCUUCGACUCUGUUAGGUAUCGUGGGUUUCAGAUACACUUCGAAUAUGCUUCGCAUCCAGGCCCCCUACUUCGGUAAUCUGGUAGUGAGGUGGGAUCAUGAACGUGAGCGUUCAAGAUCAAAGGCUAUUUUCUCUUACCUUUCUAUUGGUACUAUGGCUACGUAUUCAAUCAUGCAAUGUGCUGAGAUCACGAGGCAUGCUGCAGAUGUUGGUAAUGGGCCAGUAGAAUCGUGCUUCAUGUUGAUCAGGCCACCUACGUUGCAUUGUGUCCUUCAACCCGCGCAAGCUAUCAUGAAAACGGCUGUGGCUAUAGGUGUACAGGAUACGCUGGCUGUCACGGUAUUGGGGCUCAUCGGACCGUACUUUUUCUUGCCCAUGGCAGCUUAUGCUUCGUGGAAUAUUCUGAAGCACCACUUCAAGGUAUUACACCGGUUGGAUAUUGCUAUGUCCGUGGCAUUCAAGCGGAUGUGGAGUAAGAUAUCUUCGUUGUCGAUUGCCAAGAAGCUGACCACGUGGUUCAACAAGCGCCGUGAGCAUCGCAAGGAGAUAGAGUCUAAGGGAUUGUUGGCAAUGAAGAAUAGGCGACCAACAAGCGACAAUACCAUUCAGGGUGGUGUAGCUGUGUCAGACGAGAUGUUGAAGGCUGAUGAUAACUUCUCUUACACAACAUUUAACUAA
Messenger RNA from Babesia sp. Xinjiang, 3039 nucleotides. RefSeq names its product Rhoptry neck protein 2. The record is from RefSeq and is a predicted model, not a curated record. Bases 1 to 3039 code for a protein of 1012 amino acids. Lineage: Eukaryota; Apicomplexa; Aconoidasida; Piroplasmida; Babesiidae. Gene Ontology annotation, biological process: adhesion of symbiont to microvasculature. The transcript has a single exon.